Ctenocephalides felis (cat flea) is the source of this 1460-nucleotide messenger RNA. RefSeq names its product probable ATP-dependent RNA helicase DHX35. NCBI's taxonomy places the organism in Eukaryota, Metazoa, Arthropoda, Insecta, Siphonaptera, Pulicidae. Gene Ontology annotation, cellular component: catalytic step 2 spliceosome; intracellular anatomical structure. Gene Ontology annotation, molecular function: RNA binding; ATP binding. The coding region runs from base 297 to 1460 and encodes 387 amino acids. The record is from RefSeq and is a predicted model, not a curated record. The transcript is spliced from 8 exons.
CCGAUCGCCUGACAUCGUACCAUCGUAUGAUUUCAGAGGAUUAUCUUUAGUUGUGUUGUCUUUUUAUUUCUAUUUCUUUAUUGUAUGCAAAAGCAGUUAUAUCAUGAUUUAUAAUUAAUACAAAUUUUAUUCAUAAGUAAAUCCAUUCGUAUGUGUUAUUUUCAUAAGUGUGUGAGUUCAAACAUAAAUCGAGUCGGACCAUUCUAAAAAUAGCAUUUGACGUUCAUCGGCCUUUCGCUUACAAUCUAUCACUUACGCGGAAAAUGUGAAAGAAAAUAUUGUUUAGUGAAUUAAAUAUGAAUUUUAAACCUAAGUUUAUAAAGCCAGGUGAUUCAAUUUGUGAUAAACCCGAUUAUAUUUUGGAAGAGGAUGUUACAACGUUCACAUUCAAUCCGAAUAAUAAUUUAAGUCUUAGUCUUCAACGUGAAAAAUUGCCAAUAAGGAGUAUCAAGGACCAUAUAUUGUAUACUUUGGAUUUGUAUCAAACUGUUAUUCUGAUAGGAGAAACCGGUUCAGGAAAAAGUACACAGGUUCCACAAUAUCUUUUAGAGGCAGGAUGGGCCAAAAAGGGUAUGAUUGGCGUCACUCAACCGAGGCGCGUGGCAGCAGUUUCUUUGGCCACACGAGUUGCCGAAGAACGCGAUGUUGCCCUAGGCGACGAAAUUGGCUACGCAGUCAGAUUUGACGAUUGUACUUCUGAUAAAACAGCAAUAAAGUUUAUGACUGAAGGUAUCUUGUUGAGAGAGAUGUUGGCUAGCCCUUUAUUAACUCAAUACAGCAUUAUAAUAGUUGAUGAAGCCCACGAAAGAAAUAUGCUCACUGAUAUGGUCUUAGGACUUCUUAAGAAAAUUCUAAAGAAGCGGAAGUCGUUACAUCUGGUAAUAUCUUCAGCAACCGUAGAUGCUGAAUUUUUGAAGACAUAUUUUUCGGACACUAAUAAACUAGGUGACGCGGCCACCAUACUUGGUGUCCAGGGGCGCACUUUCCAUGUAGACGUACAUUAUGUUGAAGAGCCUGUACCAUGCUACAUUAAAGCCACUGCUGAUACAGUAUUAAAGAUACAUAAAUCUGAAAAUCCAGGAGAUAUUCUUUGUUUUCUGACAGGCAUGGAUGAAGUUGUCCAAGCCAAAAAUAUUCUGGCAGAUCACUGCUUAACCAAAGAUUAUGAAGACUUAAUGGUUUUGCCAAUGUAUGGUAGCUUGCCUAAAAAUGAUCAACUUAAAGUGUUUUUCAAAACGCCUCGGGGGAAAAGAAAAGUAAUACUUGCUACAAACAUAGCCGAAACAUCAGUUACCAUUCCUGGUAUAGUUUAUGUUGUGGACUGUGGCUAUAUGAAGUUAAAAGUGUUUAAUCCUGCAGCACAUGUAGAUAAUUUAGUAAUAGUUCCUAUCAGCAAAGCCAAUGGUGUGCAAAGAGCAGGAAGAGCUGGAAGAAUUCAACCCGGGAAAGUUUAUAGGUGA